Molecule: messenger RNA, 3156 nt
Organism: Dothidotthia symphoricarpi CBS 119687
Lineage: Eukaryota; Fungi; Ascomycota; Dothideomycetes; Pleosporales; Dothidotthiaceae
Exons: 2
Coding region: 260-2752 (830 amino acids)
Biological process (GO): mRNA splicing, via spliceosome
Cellular component (GO): cytoplasmic stress granule
Molecular function (GO): mRNA binding
Source: RefSeq, a predicted model, not a curated record
AUUUCGACUUGGUGCUGUCCACCCUGUAUUAAGUACCCACUUGCCCGUGCGCUUUUGGAUAUCCCUACAAGAUUUAAUACGACCAUCUACCCUUCGCAACCUUCGCGACCACUCUGCAACCGGUUGCACCUUCAGAUUCUGCCAUACGUAUUGUGCCGUCCGGUCCUCCGAGUCCUGGACGCAGUAAUUUAUCUUCAUCACGGCUACCAUAUCCCACACUGCGCGGGAUAACCUCAGCCUGCCUCCGCACCUGCUCGGAAUGCAACAGCACGAGAGUGCCUCAACUGCCCCGAACGGUCCCCGUCUUCAGACGAGUUUUCAGAGACAGAUGAACGGAAUGAACGGAGGCCACCACGGCUUCUCGCAUGGAGCAUUCGCUACGAACCAGCCAGGCUACGCCGACAGGCAUCCCGAGAGGUCGAACAACAUGUCUAUCAACACUGGAAGGCUUGGAAUGGGCAAUCAGAAUGGCCAUGAUUUGCAGACUCCUGGCACCGGUUACGACAUGAACUUUACCCCUUUGCUGCCUUCGCAGCUGCUCCUGGGUAGCCCUUUCCAACCCGGCUCUCCUUCAGCCUUCAAUUCGCCGCAAUUCCAGAACUUUGCGGGCUUUGCCGGCCAGAACCACUCGCAGCAGCAGAACCACCAGUCUAACCAGGUCGGCAGCCCCUUGCAGCAACCCCUUUCGCCCCAGCUGUACCAGACCCUUGUAUCUCCUACGAGCAUGAACGGCCCUGGUUUCUUUGCCGGCCCGCAGUCCCCGACCGGAGGAUACCCCGGGUACGGUGGGCAAGGUCUUGGCGGGCUCGGUCACUCCAUGUCGAUUGCCCCUGGACUUGUCUCCGGUACCAGCAGGACAGUCUAUCUGGGAAACAUUCCUCCUGAGACAUCGGCAGAGGAGAUUCUUGGUCAUGUAAGAAGUGGACAAAUCGAGUCCGUCAGGUUGCUGCCAGAUAAGAACUGCGCCUUCAUUUCUUUCCUGGACAGCAGCUCAGCAACCCACUUCCACUCGGAUGCAAUCUUGAAAAAGUUGUCGAUCCGGGGUCAGGAUAUCAAGAUUGGGUGGGGGAAGCCGUCGCAAGUGCCAACUUCAGUUGCGCUAGCUGUGCAACAGUCAGGGGCUUCCCGAAAUGUCUACCUUGGCAAUUUGCCAGAAGACGCUUCAGAGGAAGAGCUUCGCGAGGACUUGAGCAAAUUCGGCCCCAUUGACACCGUCAAGAUCGUUCGGGAGAAGGCGAUCGGUUUCGUCCACUUCCUGUCGAUUGGAAAUGCGAUCAAGGCUGUUGCACAGCUCCCCCAGGAGCCCAAGUGGCAAGCCCCCAGACGUGUCUACUAUGGCAAGGACAGAUGCGCGUAUGUUUCUAAAACUCAGCAACAGAACGCUGCGCAGUACCUUGGCAUCGCGCCUGGGUAUGCCCAUGUCUUGAACGGUGCUGACCGUGACAUGAUCUCCAAUGCUCUUGCUCAGCAGUCUGUUGCUGCCGCGGCUGUUGCAACAUCUGCCGGUGGCGUCAACAACCUGGGCAACCGCACUGUCUACCUUGGGAAUAUCCACCCUGAAACUACUAUCGAAGAGAUUUGCAACGUGGUUCGAGGUGGUCUUCUCCACCAUAUCAGGUACAUCCCUGACAAGCAUAUCUGCUUCGUCACUUUCAUCGACCCUACUUCUGCUGCGUCUUUCUACGCUCUCAGCAACCUCCAGGGACUGAUGAUUCACAACCGUCGCUUGAAGAUCGGAUGGGGCAAGCACUCUGGUGCUCUGCCCCCUGCUAUUGCGUUGGCUGUUAGUGGUGGCGCUUCGCGAAAUGUGUACAUCGGUAAUCUCGACGAAUCCUGGACAGAAGAACGUUUGAGGCAGGACUUCUCCGAGUACGGUGAGAUCGAGCUGGUCAACACACUUCGCGAGAAGAGCUGCGCUUUUGUCAACUUUACCAACAUUGCCAACGCGAUCAAGGCCAUCGAAGCUAUUCGGGGGCGCGAGGAGUAUAAGCGAUUCAAGGUCAACUUUGGAAAGGAUCGCUGCGGCAACCCACCCCGCCAGAUGAGCAACAACCCAGCUCAUGCCCAGCAAAGUGGCAGUGAUGGUCUUCAAUCUCCGUCGCCUCUCAAUGGAAUGCAUCCCAAUCGUGGAAGCGGCCCCUCUCCGACUGGAUCUGGUGCUCCUGGCUCCGGCGGUAGCGCUAACGGACACUUUGCUUCCAUGCAAGCGCCAGCGCCAGCGCCAGCGAACAUCCUGAACACUGGCAACAACAACCCGUUGAUGAUGUAUCUCCAGGCUCAGCAACAGCAGCAGCAACAGCAAGCCGAAGUGAACCUCCAGCAGCAACAACAACAGCAGCAGCAGCAAAAUCAGCAGCAACAACAGUCUUUCCAAUCUCCACAAGCCGCCUUCUACGGUGCUGAUCUAAAUUCCAUGUCGCAGCCGCAUCACUCGCACGCAUCGCACAACAGCACAUCAAGCUUCAGCCUCAUCAACGGCACCUCAAGUGGCUCUGGUGCCACUACCGUCGGUGGUCUCCUCGCCCCUUCGAACCUGAACGCUCGUGCGCAGCACUCACGUGCCGUCAGCCUUCCGGCCUUCACCCAGGGCCCAUUCUCGCACGCGGUUCAGCAGACUCAAACGCCACAACAGGGCUCUUUCGGCAGCCUAAGCUCUGGUAUCGGUGGCUUUGGCAGCGGAAACGGCGGCUACGGCCUUGCGAUCGAUGGCGGUCUUCCCGGAUGGGCUGAGGAGGAAGUUGGUGCGCAGUAAUCGACCUGCGCAUAGGUUCAACCUUUUCCGCUUUUCAUGUGCGAUAUUUUUUAUUUGCCUGCGCCUACCAUAUUCUUGUUUUGGUUUAAUCCACAUCAUUUGUUUGAAUCAUGCCAUUUUCUUUUUGUUUGGAUCUAGGGGCUGGAAUAGGGUAUUGGCGUCUGUAUGUUUGUACACACCUUGUUGUCUGGUACUCGGUUAUCUUUUUCUAAUUUGAACAUGGAUGAGGACUGGGGCUCAUUUCACUCGCUUGUUUGCUCUAAUACUUGAUCUUCUGCACCCUGUUAUGUUUUGUUUGCUUUCUUUUUCCGAUGAGUGGCUUGCUCGGGACUAGGGAAACGGCUUGUGGGUUGUCAUGCUUGAUACCUGUAGGGAAUGAACGUAGAUGGGAUGCAUGGAUAGAU